This is a messenger RNA of Aplysia californica (California sea hare), 1269 nucleotides long. Its product is annotated as cytochrome P450 1A5-like. Gene Ontology annotation, molecular function: iron ion binding; heme binding; steroid 17-alpha-monooxygenase activity. Gene Ontology annotation, biological process: progesterone metabolic process; hormone biosynthetic process. The transcript has 6 exons. Lineage: Eukaryota; Metazoa; Mollusca; Gastropoda; Aplysiida; Aplysiidae. Bases 1 to 1269 code for a protein of 422 amino acids. The record is from RefSeq and is a predicted model, not a curated record.
AUGGCAUCCGUUCUGGAGACGUCAGACGUCCCAGUGUCACGUGGUCUCUGCACUCUGGCCGUCAUCCUGUCUGUCAUCGCCCUCUGGGAAGCUCGUCACGGGAAGAAAAGGGGAAUUCCCGGACCAUGGGGAAUCCCCGUGUUGGGCAACUUGUUGCAGCUGGGAAGAAAACCGCACAAGACAUUGACGACUUUCAGACCCUGGAGGCUGGCACAUCCGGAAAAAACAGUCAGUUUUAUCAACCAGACCAAUCUCCAAUCGCCCCUCAUGUGGCUAAUCUCGCAAUCUUCUGGCAUGGUAGUACACGUACAGUUCUCUUCAUGGCCCAACAGGAUCGCUCAAAAUGCUCUGGCUAGUUUGAGCAACAAGAAAACAAAUCCAAUUGAAGCCACUAUCGCAUCAGAGGCCGACGUUCUCGUGUCCCGGCUGUUAAACUCCAAUCUCCAACCCAAGGAUCCACACACUGAGAUCUACCUGUCUGUUGGGAGCAUUAUCUGUGCCAUAUGUUUUGGCAAGAGGUACAGGAAACUACAGGAACACCUCACAACCUACGAUCCUAAUGAAAUUCGUGACGUGACUGAUUGCUUGAUCAAGGCCACAAUCCAGACGCCUCAGGAAGAAAAAGAGGCUGUAGGAUUAACAGAUGAACACAUUUUGACGACUGUCCAGGAACUCAUUGGGGCUGGAUUUGACACAAUAGCCAGCACACUGCAGUGGGCCGUUCUCUACAUGAUGUCAUACCCUGACAUACAAGAAAAGGUGCACUCAGAGAUUGUAUCCCAAAUUGGACAAGUUCGGCCACCAACACUGAGUGAUCUCCCCAACCUUCCUAUGACCGAGGCCACGUUGUUGGAGGUGCUCAGGCAUUCCUGCAUCUUCCCUUUUGCUUUACCACACAGCACGACCAAAGACACAGAGCUGGAUGGCUAUGCGAUCCCUAAAGACACCUUGGUGUUUGUCAACCUAUGGUCAGUCUCGAGGGACGCUGAAUUCUUUCAAGAUCCUGAAAAAUUUGACCCAUCCCGAUUCCUUGAUGUCUCUGGAAGCGUAAUUGACAAAGCAAAAGCUGACUUCUUUCUUCCAUUUGGAGCCGGCCGCAGAAAAUGUCCAGGAGAGCAAUUAGCGAGAAUGGAGCUUUUUAUGUUCUUUGCCCGAUUGUUGCAGAAAUGUGAGAUGAGAACGCCCAAAGGAGACAAUCCAAUUAUUGACAGCAAAUAUGGAUUGACCCUGAAACCUGUGGAUUUCAAAACAGUAUUUACCCAAAGAUGA